Molecule: messenger RNA, 1326 nt
Organism: Talaromyces atroroseus
Lineage: Eukaryota; Fungi; Ascomycota; Eurotiomycetes; Eurotiales; Trichocomaceae
Exons: 1
Coding region: 1-1326 (441 amino acids)
Molecular function (GO): 2 iron, 2 sulfur cluster binding
Source: RefSeq, a predicted model, not a curated record
AUGUCCAUCAAAUUGGGCUCGCUGUCGGAGCUCGCCAAUUCGCGACACGUCGUUCAUAUAUCCGAUGGCAAACGCUUGGUACUUUUCCGCCUGCCUUCAAUUCAAUCGUCCCAUCCGAAGAAGAGCAAUGAAUCACCAGAUGGGUGGACGUACUACGCCAUGGAGGCUGAAUGUCCUCAUGCAGGGGGUCCCAUGGCGGAAUCGAGCGUUGAUAUUGAAGAUACCGCCUAUGUAGUGUCGUGCCCGUGGCAUGCAUACGAUUUUAAUGUAGAGACUGGUGAAUCCAGUGUUGGAAUCAAAACCUGCACCUAUCCUAUUGUUAUCCAGGGUGAGGUCGUGUAUCUCAACUAUUUGCGAGACAAUAGUGAGAUGAGAAUUGAAAAGAUCGAAGCUGUUAGCGAAAAGGUGAAGUUGAAGAACAAUAAGAACCCAGGAUAUCCCCCGGUUCAACAAAAUAGUCCAAACGGUCCCCGUUAUCUAGACGAGAAAUCGACAUUCUGUGAUUGGGCGGUCCAUAUCCUUAAUACUGCAAAUCCUGAGCACAAGAUUGAACUCACUCAUCACCUAUUCACGAUUUUCACCGGUGCAGAACGCUCUUCUUCUCCAAUGGAGUUGGGAAGAGGAACAGUUGCCCCCCCGGAUCACCCACCACGUCAGGACUUAAAACAGAUCAACCCCUGGGAUACCCCCAAUAACGGUCGUGCAGGCAGUCUCAAGAGUAGGAUUGCAAUGCUCCACGCACUAGCGAAUAUUGAAUUAUGGGCUAUCGAUCUUGCCAUUGAUAUUUGUGCUCGAUUUGCAACAUUUCAAACACAGCCAAAUGCACAAGAGCUUCCCCGAGCUUUCUUUUGCGACUGGCUGAAGGUGGCCAACGAUGAGGCGAAACAUUUUUCCUUGCUUCGGGCUAGAAUUGAAGAGCUAGGUUCUAGUUUUGGCGCGCUGCCUGUGCACCAUGGGCUAUGGCAGUCGGCAAUGGAGACGGCGCAUGAUAUAAGGGCUCGUAUCAGUAUAAUAGCUCUUGUACAUGAAGCUCGUGGCCUCGACGUUAAUCCGAUGACUAUUCGGAAAUUUCGCAAGUCUGGGGAUGUUGACAGUGUUAAGGCUCUAGAAGUUAUUCAUCACGAUGAAAUUACUCAUGUCACCACCGGCCAUCGGUGGCUGACCUGGAUUUGCGACCAAGAAGGAACCGAUCCUGUUCAAGUUUUUCGCAGUAAUGUCAAAAGGCACUUUAAGGGCUCCCUUCGAGGACCAUUUAAUGAAGAAGCACGGCUGCAGGCUGGUAUGGAUGAGCGAUGGUACAAGGACCAAGUCGCCAUUGAUUCUUGA